UUUCUUCUCGCUCUUCUAAUAGUCUUCUAUUAUGGCUCAAACGGCAGGUCAAUUACUAGGUCAGGUCGUUCCAGUUUGCCAAUGGAUCCCGCAAAAUACACCUAAUACAACUUCGACAAUACCUGCUUACCCACGAUUUCCAGACAACGUGAGGGAAUGGAUCGGAUUCUUUCGAACUGUUAGACUUGUUGGUACGCAAUUUCCCCUUCCGGGAGUUGAAGGAAAUGCAAAAAGUCGUUUACGAGAAAAUGUUUUAUUGCCUGUCGAAGCAGUAUUACUACAAGGAGCAAUAUUUGAUGAGACACCCGCCGGAUUUUUGGGCUCUUCUGAUCAUGUUCUAUGCACUAAUAAUUCCACAGUGGCCAAGAUGCCGGUAGAAAUGAAAACGCGCCACAAUCUUGAUUUACGCGGUUAUAAUUUCUGGGAUAUUUAUCGAUAUAACGACCGGCGUGGAAUAAUGGAUCCAAAUUUUAUUAGUGACCAGCGUCGAAGAUUCGAUCCAAAUUUUAGAUUCAAGAAACGUAUCCUAUCGCAGAUAUUUGGUGAAAUGGCCUGUAAUGGCCUCCAUUAUGGAAUUUUAUCAAAUUAUAGCGAUACAUAUUUUCUCAAGCGAGAAGAAACAAAUCCAACCACCAUUUAUAUUUCCCAUGUUGUUCAACCCACUGAUACUAAUCCGACUUUACGCGAAUGCGUUUGCUAUAUCAGCCAACUUGCCAUUAAUGAUAAUGUUGGUAAUAGAUUGGGACGUGUAGAGCUUGACAGUUAUUCAUAUAAUGAUGAUGAUGAUGAUGAUGACUCUAGUUACCAUGAUCCUGAUGAUUAUGACGACCCAUAUUACGACCCUGAUGAUGACUCUGAUGGCUCUGAUGAUGAUGGUGAUGAUUAUACUGGUUUAAGGAAGAGGAAGAGAACAUCAAAAAGCAGUAGUAAACCAAUUGCGAGUUCAUCCAAGGGAAUUACUACUGUAGAUAAGUACAUAGGUGGCGGAUCAUUUGGUAAAGUUUUUUCUGGAUAUUAUGAUAAUCAAGAUGUAGCAUGGAAGACUUGUGAUGCAUAUAAGAAGCAAGAGGCGAUGAAAACGCUAAAGCAUGAAGCUCAUAUAUAUUCUAUUUUGAAAGAAUGUCAAGGUCGUGAUAUUCCACGUUUGUUCUACAACGGUUACAUUUAUGACGGAUAUCUUUUUGCGUUAGCGUUACAAUUAAUUGAGAGCGCCCAUCACGUUGAUCCGGAAAGACUCACUAAAGAGGAAAAAAAGUUAAUAGUCAAUCAGCUAAAGUCAAUACAUAAUUGUGGCGUACUACACAAUGAUAUCUCAGAAAAAAAUAUUCUAUAUGAACCAAAGAGUCGCCAUUACUUUUUAAUUGAUUUUGGCUUAAGUGAGGUCGUGGGUAGUGAGUCGCCGAAAUUGCGCCAGGAAGAAAGAAGAUUAAAAAAAUUUUUAAAACUUUAAAUAUUUGGACGCAUAGGACUAUACCGCAUUAUCGCACUAGAUGAAGAAUAAAUGAAUUUUUAUUAUUGCAAGCUACAAUAUAUAUAUUACUUUCAU
Molecule: messenger RNA, 1546 nt
Organism: Rhizophagus irregularis DAOM 181602=DAOM 197198
Lineage: Eukaryota; Fungi; Glomeromycota; Glomeromycetes; Glomerales; Glomeraceae
Source: RefSeq, a predicted model, not a curated record